AUGGAGCGCGGGCUGCACCUCGGCGCGGCCGCCGCGGGCGAAGACGACCUCUUCCUGCAUAAGAGCCUGAGCGCCUCCACCGCCAAGCGCUUGGAAGCGGCUUUUCGCUCCACGCCUCCAGGCAUGGACCUGUCUCUGGCGCCGCCGCCUCGGGAGCGCCCGGCAUCCUCCUCUUCGUCGCCCCUGGGCUGCUUCGAACCGGCUGACCCCGAGGGGGCAGGGUUGCUGCUGCCACCGCCCGGAGGCGGCGGUGGCGGCGCGGGAGCAGGCGGCGGCGGGGUGGGCGUCCCCGGGAUGCUUGUGGGCUCUGCUGGCGUUGGGGGCGACCCCAGCCUGAGCAGUUUGCCGGCCGGGGCUGCCUUAUGUCUCAAAUACGGCGAGAGUGCUAGUCGGGGCUCGGUGGCCGAAAGUAGCGGCGGUGAGCAGAGCCCCGACGACGACAGCGACGGGCGCUGCGAGUUGGUGCUGCGGGCCGGAAGCGCGGACCCGCGGGCCUCCCCGGCCGCGGUGGGCGGUGGCGCCAAGUCGGCAGAGGGUUGCUCUAACGCCCACCUCCACGGCGGCGCCAGCGUUCCCUCGGGGGGCCCGGGCGGCGGCGGCGGCGGCGGCGGCAGUAGCAGUGGCGGCAGCAGUAGCAAGAAAUCCAAAGAGCAGAAGGCGCUGCGACUCAACAUCAACGCCCGCGAGCGCCGGCGGAUGCACGAUCUGAACGACGCUCUGGACGAGCUGCGCGCUGUGAUCCCCUACGCGCACAGCCCCUCAGUGCGGAAGCUCUCCAAGAUCGCCACGCUGCUGCUUGCCAAGAACUACAUCCUCAUGCAGGCACAGGCCCUGGAAGAGAUGCGGCGCCUUGUCGCCUACCUCAACCAAGGCCAGGCUAUCUCGGCCGCCUCUCUGCCCAGCUCGGCGGCUGCGGCUGCGGCGGCCGCUGCCCUCCACCCAGCUCUCGGUGCCUAUGAGCAGGCGGCCGGCUAUCCGUUCAGUGCCGGGCUGCCCCCUGCCGCCUCCUGCCCUGAGAAAUGUGCCCUGUUCAACAGUGUCUCCUCCAGCCUCUGCAAACAGUGCACGGAGAAGCCUUAA
Chrysochloris asiatica (Cape golden mole) is the source of this 1080-nucleotide messenger RNA. It is a transcript of the gene BHLHE22, whose product is annotated as basic helix-loop-helix family, member e22. Lineage: Eukaryota; Metazoa; Chordata; Mammalia; Afrosoricida; Chrysochloridae. The transcript has a single exon. Gene Ontology annotation, molecular function: protein dimerization activity. Bases 1 to 1080 code for a protein of 359 amino acids. The record is from RefSeq and is a predicted model, not a curated record.